AUGGGGUAUGAAGUAGAUGGAAACACUCUUGAUGCAUAUUCUCAACACCUGUUGAGUAAAUUGGUAGAUCAGAAAGAAGAAAAGUUUGGUACUGAUAAGGAGAAAGAUCUAGACCUACACAAGAAAUUCACUGAGUCCAGAAGAAAGAGGAAGGUCAAAAAAGAAGUUGAAGAGCUUGCAGAACAAAUGGGAAUAACAAAAGUUGUUCAAAGGGAUAGGGAACAUAAUAUACUGAAAGAGGAGGACAUGAAUCAUGUACCUCCACCCAAGCCACAAGCCAAUUCAACUGGUGCAACAAAGAAAAGGAAGAAGGAAAAGCCACAAAGGGAAUAUGUUGCACCCACUACUAAAGAUGUAGAGACAAAGUUUGAUGAAGCAGUGCGAGAGGUGAAGAAGAUAGCUACCUAUGCUAGGGUAGUGAAGAAGCCUCAAUCUAGUAGAGCCCAGCCGACCAAGAAGCCAAGGACUGAAGCUGAGCAAUAUGGUAGACCUAAAUCAAGUAGAAAGUCAAAGUCUAAGCUUGAUGAAGCUCUGAAAUCUGGUAAAGUAGAAGGUACUUAUGAUGUUAGAGCUAUAAAGGAAGUUGUUGUGCAGUAUAUGAAUGUUUAUAGCAAAGCCUUUAUACAGCUAUCAUCUAUGAUUCCGAAGGGAUUGUAUGAUAUUUUGGAUGCAAGGAGGCAUAUAGACCACUUAGAGGAUGAAAGAAUAAAAGAAUAUAUAUUAGUCAAUUUGUCUUAUAUAGUUUCUAAAGUUGAAGUUGAUAGAUUUCUUAAGCUUGCAAAGGAUAGAUUCAGAAGUAAAAAGAGAGUUAAUAAGAUUAUGCGCGAGAAAAUAGAUGAAGUUGUCAAAGAGACCGGACCAACUAAGAAAGCCAUUUUGGCAGGACACACAAAUGAACAAAGCAUAGUUGUAGAUGAUACUGAUACUACUAAGGUUGAUAACUCGGGUGAAGCUGAACAAAAUCCUUUGGUGAUAGGUGUUGACUCUAAGAAAGCAGUUGAGGAGAUUGGAAAAGUUGAUGAAGGAAAGGAAGAGGUUGAUGAUAAAAAUGAAGAAGAGACAAGUGUAGAGAAUGCACAGAAGGAGAAAGGAGAAGAGAAGGGUGAUCAGGCUCUGGUGAUAGUGGAAAGAGACACUGACAAGGGAAAAUAG
Molecule: messenger RNA, 1152 nt
Organism: Cryptomeria japonica (Japanese cedar)
Lineage: Eukaryota; Viridiplantae; Streptophyta; Pinopsida; Cupressales; Cupressaceae
Exons: 4
Coding region: 1-1152 (383 amino acids)
Source: RefSeq, a predicted model, not a curated record